UCCGUCAGCCAAAACCCAGAAGGGCUCUCAAAUUUGCCCCAAAGCCGCCUCCCCUUCUUUCCCCAGAAGUGAGCUUCACUCCCAAUUUCGCAACUCAUCCAUCAUAAAACCAUGCUACUCCAACCCACUACAGCAAAACCGUCUUUCAAUCUCCAGAAUCAUGGACACCAGAACAUGUGUUUAUCAUCUAAUUUCUCUUACUCGAAGUCAUUCCCAUCUGGGUUUUGCUAUUCAUCCAUGAUUAAGCCCAUAACAACUCGGAAAAAUCUGGUCUUGACAUGUUCUAUCUCACAGGUGCAUAGCUACGGGACGGUGGAUUAUGAGAAAAGGCCAACUGUGAAAUGGAAUGCUGUAUACAAGAGGAUUAUUUUGAUGGAUGACCCCAAAAAGGGCUCUGCCAGUGUGUUGAAUCAGUGGGAAAAUCAGGGGAAAAAGCUCACCAAAUGGGAGCUUUCUAGAGUUAUUAAGGAGCUUAGGAAAUUCAAGCGUUUUAACCUUGCUCUUGAGGUGUACGAGUGGAUGAAUAACAGGGAAGAGAGGUUUAGAAUAACCACUAGUGACACUGCUAUCCAAUUGGAUCUGAUUUCCAAAGUGCACGGAAUUUCAAGUGCUGAAGAUUACUUUCUCAAGGUGCCAGAUCCCCUCAAGGAUAAACGUAUAUAUGGUGCACUUUUAAAUGCUUAUGCGCGUGCUAGAAAGAAGGAAGAAGCUGAAUCUUUGAUGGACAAAAUGAGAGAUAGAGGUUAUGCUUGUCAUGCACUUCCAUUUAAUGUCAUAAUGACACUCUAUAUGAACCUUCAAAAAUAUGACAAGGUUCAGUCUGUGAUUUCAGAAAUGUUGGAGAAAAAUAUUAAUUUAGACAUAUAUUCCUACAAUAUCUGGUUGUCAUCAUGUGGUGCCCAAGGAUCUGUUGGGGAUAUGGAGGAAGUACUGGAAAGAAUGAAGCUGGACACAACCAUCAAUCCAAAUUGGACAACUUACAGCACGAUGGCGACAUUGUACAUUAAGUUAGGGGAGAUGGAAAAAGCUGAAGACUGUCUAAAGAAGAUUGAGAGCAGAAUCACUGGCCGUGAUCGCAUUCCUUAUCACUAUCUGAUUAGCCUCUAUGGUACUGUUGGAAAGAAAGAGGAGGUAUUUCGUGUGUGGGACCUCUACAAAUCAAUAUUCUCCAUUAUACCAAAUUUAGGUUAUCAUGCUGUAAUAUCAUCUCUCAUUAGGGUGGGUGAUAUUGAAGGUGCAGAAAAGAUUUAUAAUGAAUGGCUUUCAGUUAAGUCAAUGUAUGACCCUAGAGUAGGGAAUCUUCUAUUAGCUUGCUAUGUUAGGAAUGGGUUUUCUGAUAAGGCUGAAGCAUUUUUUGACGAAAUGAUUGAAGUUGGAGGAAGGGCAAAUUCGGUGACAUGGGAGAUUCUGGCAGAAGGUCAUAUCAGGGACAGGAAAAUUUCGGAAGCUUUGUCUUGCUUAAAGAAUGCUGUUUCAGCUGAGGGAUCACAGAGCUGGAGGCCAAAACCUGUAAAUGUUUCUUCUGUUCUUAAGCUUUGUGAGCAAGAAGGUGACAUAUCAAGUAAGGAGGCUUUGAUGGGGGUGUUGAGGCAAGCCGGUUGUCUUGAUGAUGAAACUUAUAUGUCAUUUAUUCCCAUAUCCACUGGAUCUUUUACUGGAGUUGAACAAGCAAUAGAUAGGGAUAGAACUCACGAUGAUGAUGCUGGAUCUGAAAUAGUUUUCAGCCAGCUGCAGGAAAGCUUGUGAUAUCUUUUACACUCUUAAUUAUACCAAAUGCAGUCUGAAAUGCAGGGCAAGUGGAAUGCAUAACUACCUCCUCUUCAGGAUAAUUUGUGAGUCCUCAAGAUACUGCAAAGUAAAACAGCCAAGGGUGUGUCUAUUAUUUUGAACAAUGCUCAGAAGUUUCACUUGCCUUUUAGUUGUUUAGAGAUCUAAGAAGCAGUAGUUUUUGCCCAUGUGGAUGGAUGAGUAUCUUCUGUCUCCUUUUCACACAUUACAUCAUCUAGUACUCCAUCUCUGUGCUUUACUUUAUUUAACAACUGUUGGAGUUGUUUUAUUCAAUGAAUACUGGGUAAUUUUUAGUGAAAUCAGAUGUGGUGUUCAGUUUUAUGCGUAGUGAAUAUAAAUCCUUCUGAACUAACGUGUACCCAAGAUUUAAUCA
This is a messenger RNA of Coffea eugenioides, 2161 nucleotides long. Its product is annotated as pentatricopeptide repeat-containing protein At1g02150. Lineage: Eukaryota; Viridiplantae; Streptophyta; Magnoliopsida; Gentianales; Rubiaceae. The coding region runs from base 112 to 1746 and encodes 544 amino acids. The record is from RefSeq and is a predicted model, not a curated record. The transcript is spliced from 2 exons. Gene Ontology annotation, molecular function: protein binding. Gene Ontology annotation, cellular component: mitochondrion.